This is a messenger RNA of Dermacentor andersoni, 2243 nucleotides long. RefSeq lists its product as uncharacterized. The record is from RefSeq and is a predicted model, not a curated record. Gene Ontology annotation, molecular function: zinc ion binding. NCBI's taxonomy places the organism in Eukaryota, Metazoa, Arthropoda, Arachnida, Ixodida, Ixodidae.
UAAAAAUGUGCAAUAUGUUUAAAAUUGUACGAUGUGCCCUCUGAAGCAGAUGUGAAGAAAUGUAAUUUUUGUAACUACACUAUGCAUGUACGUCGGCUCGUCACCGCACUGUCUCUGUAAAUAGGGUGUAUGCACGAAAUCAGGCGGCGCGGUGCAUUGUGGGUGAGCGGCCAUAUUGUAGUACUCCUUAGCAGACGCCCGCUGUAGCCUCCGCACCCGCUAGUGCAGCAUGCUGCGACGAUAAAUGGAAUCACUGCUCCAGUGACGCGCUACAAGUUGCCUGUUCACAAAGACAAUGACUUCAGUUGUUGGAGACUAUGCAGCAAUGUUAUCUGAACGUGACAGACAACGUUACGAGAUCAAGACAAAAGCGAUUGGCAUGGACCCUUUUACGAUGCGUGCAAGCGACUGCAUCAAAGACAUUGGCUUGUGGCCGUGCGUAGAUAGCUCAGACAUCCACGAAUUCUUGGUUCUGAGGACCAGCUUCACGACGCGUAAGCAGUUGAAGGCACGGAAGGCGCUGGAGGCCCACAAUUUUGUGACUAGCGGCUGGGUGCACGAGCCGUCUGUGAAGGUGGUGUCUGCCGAUACCAUAAUCAUCAUAACAAAGGUAAACCACUCGCAGAGCCUCAACCAGGCUCCGCUAACGGUGUGGGUGUUGGCCAAGAGCGACCGCGACAUUAACGCUGCGCACUGCACUUGCAUGGCAGGGAACGGCGAGGCCUGCGCUCAUGUUGCCGCCGUUCUUUUUUUCCUCGCGUACGGUGUGCGUGGACGGCAAGAACGGUCUUGCACUGACAUCGCGAAUGCCUGGCUUCCAGCCCACGUACGAAAAGUGGAAGUGCGGCCCGUUGCUGCCAUGGAUUUCGCGUCGAGUGCGCUGAAGAAAUGUUGGCUCGAUUGUGAAGGAACUUCAGUUUGUGCAGCCAGUGUGACCGCGCGUACUAAGGCCCCUGCUCCAACGAAAGAAGAGUGGAACAGCUUCUUUGGCCAUCUUUUAAACUCCGGACAUCGGCCAGUCGUGGUGAGCACGGACCCCACGUACAGCGACAUGUAUGUGCCUGCGGCAAGAGCCUGCAAUGGUGCAGACUUGCGUCGACUGUACGACCGCAGUGCACAGAGCUUGUCUUAUGACCAGCUGGCACGACACUGCAGUGUUGUUUACAGUAAGCUGCAGAUUAGUGACGAUGCAGUCAGCAGCAUCGAGGCAAGGACUAGGCAACAGUCGAUGAGUACUCGAUGGUUUGCAUACAGGGCUGGCCGUAUCACAGCGUCCACAUUGUACGACGUCUGUCAUACAAGACUGGAGGUGCCUUCAAUAAGCUUACUGAAGCGCAUUUGCUACCCGCAUGAAAAUAAGGCGUCAUCGCCUGCUCUUAGGUACGGCAGGCAAAACGAAUCAAAUGCACUCGGCGAAUACAAACUGACUGCCACAAAGUCACACCAGCAGGUACAGUUUAAGGAGGCAGGGCUGCUAGUUUCACAAGCCCACAUUUACCUUGGUGCCACUCCCCACAUGCUGGUACAAUGUGCAUGCUGUGGUGAGGGCCUAGUUGAAGUUAAGUGCCCCUGGAAAGUCAGGGAUGGGAACAUAAGUGACCUCCUGUGUGACGCUAACAGCUGUGUCGUCCAAUCUGAUGGUGCACUUGAGCUGAAAAGUAAUCACCGGUACUAUUACCCAGUUCAGCUCCAAAUGUUUGUGUGGCAGAGAACUUACUGUGACUUUGUGUUGUGGAACAAGAAUGGAAUGAAUGUGCAAAGAGUGAAGGCGGAUUUUUCUUUUGUUGUACCUUUAUUGAAAACAGGAGAGAAAUUUUCUGCAAGGUGCUUCUGCUUGAGCUGGUAGGCCGUUGGUACACAAGGCAAGAAGAAAAUCGACCUCCGACACUGGGUCAGUCCACUGCAGCCUCAACUGCUAACAUGUCUCAGGCCCACAAAAGCAAAAUUUGUCGAAGAGGACUGACGGCAGUGAUAGUGCGGAGUACUGCAUAUGCAAGGGACCAGAGAAAGGCAAAAUGAUUGCCUGCGAUGGCUCAAACUGCCCUAUUACAUGGUUUCAUUUUAAGUGCAUAGGUAUGACAAGAGCCCCAAAGGCUGACCAAUGGUUUUGUCAGUUUUGCAAGCAGUGAGGUUUGUUUCAUUUUUGGGAAGUGCAAUGUGCAUAUGCGAGUUACUACAUGAUUCAGUAAUGUAAAGUGACUACAAACGACUUUUGGAUAUUAAAAGCCUACUUUUGGCAACUG